AAAACUCUGCAACUCCGGUCCAGAAACUGUAGAACCACAAGACAAUGGCGGCUCAGGCUGUAGAGGGCGCAGCAGUGACGGCUCUGCGAACAGUAUUCCAGCGUGUUCGUCAGGCGGCAGAGAGAUCCGGUCGGGUGGCCGAUGACGUGCGUGUGGUGGCAGUCAGCAAGACCAAACCUGUAUCUCUCAUUCGCCGAGUCUACGAUGCCGGACACCGCUGUUUCGGGGAAAACUAUGUUCAAGAAUUCAUCGAAAAGGCUCCUCAGCUUCCUCAAGACAUCGACUGGCACUUUAUUGGGCAUUUACAGAGCAAUAAAGCAAAAUCCCUUAUUGCGGCUGUUCCAAAUCUAUCAAUGGUCCAAGGCGUAGAUAAUGAAAAGAUUGCAAAUCACCUUGAUCGUGCAGUUUCAAGCAUCGGCAGGAAGCCUUUGCCAGUUAUGGUCCAAGUCAAAACAGGGAAGCUGGUGAGAGGCACUCAAAGAAGCCGGAAAAGGCAUAUUGUCUAGAAAAGAUCUAUAAACAGAAGGAGGAGGAA
Helianthus annuus (common sunflower) is the source of this 535-nucleotide messenger RNA. RefSeq names its product pyridoxal phosphate homeostasis protein-like. Lineage: Eukaryota; Viridiplantae; Streptophyta; Magnoliopsida; Asterales; Asteraceae. Bases 45 to 506 code for a protein of 153 amino acids. Gene Ontology annotation, cellular component: intracellular anatomical structure. The record is from RefSeq and is a predicted model, not a curated record. The transcript has a single exon. Gene Ontology annotation, molecular function: pyridoxal phosphate binding.